Messenger RNA from Electrophorus electricus (electric eel), 435 nucleotides. Lineage: Eukaryota; Metazoa; Chordata; Actinopteri; Gymnotiformes; Gymnotidae. The record is from RefSeq and is a predicted model, not a curated record.
AUGAGGUGUACUGCAGUUGUGCUGUGUUGUACUUUGCUACUUAUACAGCUGAAGAUGACCAGUUCACAAACUGAAGAUGAUUCAACCAAAGAAGACUGCUCGGACCUGGACUCAUGUGAUCGUUGCACAAGUGGAGACCCUGAGCUCAAUCUGACACGCUGUGUAUGGAGAAACUGUGACAAUGAUAAUAACACAGGGUGCAUAUCUGACAUGGACGAAGCUGGAGGCUGUGUAGUAUUCAAUGAGAAAGAUUCAUGUCCAGUGAUUCAGGCUGAAGAUGACACUCCCAAGGAUGAAGACGACACUCCUAAGGCUGGGGGUUUUAGCAUGGCCAGCUUCAUAGGUGGAAUCAUAUUGGUGCUGGUGCUCCAAGCAGGUGCUUUUUUUGCCAUGCGCUUCCUGAAGACCAAAGACAGCUCCUAUGAGACUAUGUAA